AUGCUAAUUUCUUUUUAGCCAAUCAAAUUAGGACUGGCAACUUUGAAAACUGUUUUUAUAAUUUGCUGAUCAGUUUUCUUACUUUUACCUAAAAUUAUUCUACAAAUCUAACUUUUUAUUGAUGAAUUACGUUUAUCCUUAUUUUAAUUAAGCUAUGGAAACACUCAGAAAUAUUCAAAAUGAAAACCUCCUAGGUGCCAGAAAUAAAGCAACUGCUGGUAAUCUGCUGAGGAAACCUUUGCGUGGAGUGGGAAAUGAAGUUCGCAAUAUUCCAGUAAAGGGAUCUUUUAGAGAAAAGGCGACUAAAACCAAAGAUUGCGGGAAAGAGAAACUGGUUCCUGUAAAGUCUGUUAGAACUAGAUCUGAAUCAAAGAAAGGGGUUUUUCAAGAUGUUGAAGAACUAAAGAAAUCUCUUCCAGUCAUUGACUCUCAUUCUACUAAGCAGCUACCACCUGGCGUUGAAAAUAUUGAUGUAGAUGAUGUGGAAAAUCCUUUGCUUGUCAGCAUCUAUAUUAAUGAUAUUUAUUGUUACCUAAGAAAUCUAGAGGUAAUCUAUCCUAUAAGGAAACAUCAUUUACAGCUUCAACCUGAAGUGACUGGAAAGAUGAGAUCUAUUUUAAUUGAUUGGCUCAUUCAGGUUCAUUUUAAAUUCAACCUUCUACAAGAGACUUUAUACAUGGCUGUAUCCAUACUAGACAGAUAUCUUCAAUCUGAGAAGGUGAAGAGGUCUGAGUUGCAACUGGUUGGUGUGACCUCCAUGUUCAUUGCAUCAAAGUAUGAAGAGAUGUACGCUCCUGAAGUGAGUGAUUUUGUGUACAUCACUGACAACACUUACACAAAGCAGGAGAUAUUGAGGAUGGAAAGAGUGAUGCUAAAAUCCCUCAAGUUUGACUUGAGUAAGCCACUACCGCUACACUUCCUAAGAAGAAACUCCAAAGCUGGAAAUGUUGAUGCAACUGUUCACACGCUUGCCAAGUAUCUAAUGGAAGUUGUGCUGACAGAGUACGACUGUGCCCAUUAUCGUCCAUCAAUGUUGGCUGCUGCUGCACUGUAUCUUGCAAGAAAGCUUUUGACUGAAUCUUCUUCCUGGAAUGAUACCCUAAAAUUCUACAGUAAUUAUUCAGAAGAGGAUUUCAUGCCCAUUGUCAAAAAUUUGUGCAAGAUAAUCCUGAAAGCAGGAGCUUCAAAGUUAAAGGCAGUCCACACGAAGUAUGCUGGAUCCAAAUUCUUCAAAAUCAGCUGUAUACCUCAAUUGAAAUCUUCCAUUGUGGUUGAACUAGCUGCUUCUAAUUGAUGUCUCUUUUAUUUAAAUUUUAUUUACAACAGUGGACAAAUGUAAAUUGACUUUUAAUAACAUAUUUGGCUAUUUAUAGUACUCUAGACAAAUUUUAUAAUGCAAGCAUUGUUUGUAAAUGCUAUGUUUUCAUGUCUUUUGAUUUGUAUAAAUGUGAAUUGCUGUUUUAUUUUAAUUAAAAAUGCUUAAAUUAUAUUAA
Messenger RNA from Parasteatoda tepidariorum (common house spider), 1493 nucleotides. It is a transcript of the gene CycB, whose product is annotated as Cyclin B. Gene Ontology annotation, molecular function: cyclin-dependent protein serine/threonine kinase regulator activity. Lineage: Eukaryota; Metazoa; Arthropoda; Arachnida; Araneae; Theridiidae. Gene Ontology annotation, biological process: mitotic cell cycle phase transition. The record is from RefSeq and is a predicted model, not a curated record.